This is a messenger RNA of Capsaspora owczarzaki ATCC 30864, 2324 nucleotides long. RefSeq lists its product as hypothetical. The coding region runs from base 165 to 2237 and encodes 690 amino acids. The transcript is spliced from 4 exons. The record is from RefSeq and is a predicted model, not a curated record. Lineage: Eukaryota; Filasterea; Ministeriida; Capsasporidae.
UUUUUUUUUUUUCGUUUUCUUCGGUUUCUCUUUUUUUUUUUUUCAAGCAUCACCAUCCACACCAUCACCAUCAGCAUCAUCAUCAGCAGCACUCGUCGUUGUGCACAAAAGCAACCACCAGGCAGAGAGCGCGCAACGGGGUUUCCAUCAACAAAGCACUAGAUAUGGCUGGAGUUGCUGCAGGUGAUGCAUCUGUCUGGCAGCUGAUCCGCCGUCAGCCACUCCUGCUGCAGGACGGCGACCCCAGCUCCAGCACGACGACUCGACCACCACGGCACUCGUCCCCAGCACCUCGACAGACACAGUCACUUGCACACGUGACAGCAGCAGCAACAGCAGCAACAGCAGCAACAGCAGCAUCACAGCAACAGCAGAACGAACAGCUGCAGCGACUCAAGAGGCAGCAGCAUCGGAUAGCCUGCAGAUCGUCCACGGCGGGGCGGGCGUCUGCGCGAUGGCUGGCAUCAUCACCGUCAUCGCUACUCGCACUCGGCGUGCUGGCAGGCGCUGCACAGGCCACAGACGCGUCGUCAGCCAGCGCUUCCGCAGGUUCUGCUGUUUCAGCCGAGCCAGUUGGCUUCCAACCCUUCCCUACGUCCACCCCGUCUCCCAACGACAACACUGGCGACGCGAACAACGAGUACCUCUUCUAUGCGCUCGCCGGCGUGUACUUUGUGCUGUGCCUCAUCCCUGUCGUCCAGCUCGUCCGCAUCCGCCUGCGCGCCCCGCAGCUCGGUUGGUCGACGCAAAAGUCCUUCCUCUUCCUCACCAUGCUGCUCAACACUGUUCGAUGCGUCUUCUUUGCAAUCUCGCCAAGCACUCCGUCCGGAUUUUUCAAGGUGGACUUGCAACACCCGAUUUACGCCAUUCUGGCCGACUUGCCUGGCGAUCUCUUCUUCUCGUCCUACACGUUGAUUGUGCUAUUCUGGGCUGAAAUCAUGGCACAUGCCAAGAACAGAUCCGUCUUUAUGAAACGCUGGCUCCGUUCCAUCUACGUCUCUGCCAAUCUUGUCACGUAUCUUGUGCAGCUGACCAUCUGGCUGCUCUUGCUCUUUCUGGACUACAAGUCUACGCUGGACCAAAUCGACAACUUUUACCACGCUUUCAUCACCUUGGUUGCUGGAACGGGAUUUGUCUUGUACGGCGGCCGGCUGUACCGCAUGCUUCGCCAAUUUGGCGUCGAGUCGCGGGGCCGCCGGCAGAAAAUGCUCGAGGUUGGCCUGGUGACGGUUGUGUGCGCGUUCUGCUUUUCGGUGCGCGCCACCUUCACCAUCGUCAGCUCGAUUUACGACUCGUACGACACAAACAACUAUUUUCUUGCAGCCUUCUUUUUGAUUGGAGAGGUCAUUCCGUGCCUGCUCGUGUUGUACAUUUUGCGGCGACUCCCGCCGCGCAUUCGCGAGCCCGGCGAGGCUCGGCGCCCGCUUGUGCAAGCCGCCGCGCCAAACGGCGCUACUCCUGCACCCUAUGGCAGCGAUGUUUACGGGACGAUCAAUGGCGGCCCUGAAGAUGGGCCCUUGGCCUCCCCGGUCGAGCAUCCUUCGCUGUCAACGUCUGGCAGCUUUGGUGCGUUGACUGUCAACAUUUCACAGUCGUCAUCCCAGCAGCCGCGCUAUUCACAGCAGCAGUCGCUGUUGGAGCGCGCUCAGCCCAAAUCUACCUCCCAGGCCGUGUUUGGCGCCUUCCGGCAAUCGCUCGCCACAUCGCCCCCAGGCACCACCGCAGGUUCCUUGCAGCAGCCGCAAUCCCCGACGAGUUCGAGUUAUUACAACCCUGGCUUGAGUCAAGCGCAGCAGCAAUUGCUUCAACAACAGCAACUGCUUCAGCAGCAGCAGCAGCAACAACAACAGCAACAGCAAGGGGUUGGGAAGGCCACCCCGGGUCUUGGCCCAUUCGCUGCAGCGUCCAACGCUUCUCGUCCUUCUGCAGGCGUUCAGCAAGGAGGCAACCACUUUUUCGGCAGCGGAAGCGUGAGCAGCGUUGCCAGCGCCACGAGUAGUGGCUCUGUCUCUGGCUUUGGCAACCCUUUGGCCGUCUCGGCUGGCUCGGGAUUUAUGGGUGCGGCACCGAGGCCAAUUUCUUCACGCGGCUCCUCCAACGUGCCUUCCUUCUUUGGCGGUGGCAUGCCAGGCGUUGCGAUCGCAGUCUCCCCUCCAGCUGCCGUUUCAAGUAAUCCUUCUCAAUCCUCGCCUCCUCGUGCCCCAACUUCUAACGGUUCGACAAGUUCUUAUCGGUAGCCAAAUGUCUUAGUAUUAUCGUCCUUUUUUCUCAGUCAUGGUGUUGUGACUUUUGCUUUUGUACUGUCACAAGAAAAUGCAUAAGCU